UCUAUCUCGAUCGAGUGGACUAGUUUUUUAUCGCGUGCGUGGCGCGUGGUGGGGGUAGCAGCUGCGCAGGAACGCACGAAGGCACCGCGCUAGCACGUAGGUCAAGUUACGAUACUCUGCGCGCAUUCAGUUCGCGGGGAGCGCUCGUACAGUGCGCGUUGUUGUCCCGUGUUCCUCUAGAUGGUUGAUCACGUGGGAAACAUUGCGCCGAGUUUUCGCGAUUCCGUGGCGGAGAAGGGCCGAGGGAAAGGGAAUAAAUGUGCGCGAGUCCGUAAUGGACAACCCUAGCGGCGGAAGAGAUAGUCGGUACGCAAGUCUUGGCUACAGCAUGGGGAUGAUAGGCAGCGACGCUGGCUCGGAAAUGUACGGCCGACCGUCCACCUCCCAACUUACAACUUCUCAAAUAAGCCGCGGUGGCGCCACCAUGAUGGCAGCGGCGGCCGCUGCAGGCGCACCGAAUGCCGGCGUGGGAUCUGUACAGAGGGGUAUCAAGAGGACCACUUCGGACGUCUGUUACGAUGACAGUAACGCACGGCAGGCACUUUCGCAACAGCAGGCCAUGUCAAUGUCCACAGACUGUGUCCCCGAUAAUCUCGAGGAGUCAUUUACGAGUUUGGGCCAGCCGAAAAAGUCACCCCCCUCGAACGGUAAGAAGACCAAAGGACGGGUCAAGAUUAAAAUGGAGUACAUCGACAAUAAACUACGGAGGUAUACUACCUUCUCGAAGAGGAAAACCGGAAUCAUGAAGAAGGCGUACGAGCUGUCGACACUGACAGGUACACAGGUGAUGUUGCUGGUAGCCAGCGAGACCGGGCAUGUGUACACGUUCGCGACACGAAAGCUGCAGCCGAUGAUAACGAGCGAGGCCGGGAAGGCGUUGAUCCAGACCUGUCUGAACAGCCCGGACCCUCCCGCCUCCGGUUCCUCCGGCGACCAGAGGAUGUCCGCGACCGGGUUCGAGGAGACCGAACUGACCUACAACAUAGCCGACGACGAGCAGAAAGAAGACGGCACUUCACCUAGAUCGGACGUUUGCGCGAACGAAAGCGACGGAGACACCAGCGAUGGCGAUUCUCCUGUGUCAAAGGAUCUCUCAAAGAAUCACUCAGGUAUAAUGUACCAGAUGCCACAGACAGUAAUUUACUCGCCGACUCCGGGGGUUCUGCUCGGUAUCGGACAAAACGGCCAGCCAGUGCAAAUCUCUCAAGAAGGAGGCACGGUAGCCCCGGUUAACUCGACGCAGAGUAAUCAGCCGUUCAUCACGAUACCGCUGAACGUCGCGAUGAGUGCCGCCGGCUUGUCGCUUCCGGUUACAUCGAGGAUGAAUCUGUCGCCGUCGCCGCGAUCACCAACGACAUCGGCCACGUCCAGCUGCGAGCUACCAUCGGACCUGAGCAAAGAUCGUGAGUGAUAUAUCGCGGAUCGAGCCUCGAUUAAGAAAAAACCCUCCCCGAAGCUUGUCGCUCGACGAUGCAACAAAAGGCUUGACCCGACGAGAUUGGACGGGCCAUCUUUUUUCCAACGAUCGUUUCGGUUCACCAAAGAAGGUCGGAGCGAACCGUGACGCAUACAGAAACUCGGAAAUCUCGCGCGGAACAUUUUCUCUUCAGCGACGCGACGGGAUGACCUGUUUCGAUCGUACGUCCGUGCCAAAUUGAUCCGACGAUCGAAAUGGACGCGUUCUCUGCAAUGCUAUCGAUACAUACGGAUAGAAUUUGCUGCUUAUCGCGUACGAUCGACUGAUUUGUAUUUUGCAAGACGGUGGAUUUUGUCGAGAUCUCCUUUGCGCUCGCGAUCUAGCUGGUCGCGACGGUAACGCGUUGCAACGCGCAGGUGCUUGUCAUUGGUCGAGGAUAUUCGUUUGAUGAAAUUUGACGAAAUUAUCGGUACUGUGUUGUAUUUUAUAGAGGAUUGUAUAAAACCAGAGAACGAAUCAAAUUGCAGCGACGAAUACGUGGAGAGUAAGGGUGGCAAAUUUGGAUGGAUCUUUGCGUGCGAUAUUAUGCGCGUAAAUUAACAUUGACCGAUGAUUGGUUGUGCUAUGAAAUUAUCAAUGCGCAUUGGUAUAGUUUUUAUUGAUACUGGACUUUGUUAGCCGACGUUUAAUCGAUAUUCGUGCAAUACUAGUCGAUGGUUUUACCCAAUAACCGUUCCACGAAUUAAUUGUUUAUCCUGUCUUCGUAGAAUUCACUGCCUUUCGAUUUAUUAUUUAACGUUUCGUAAAUUACUUGUUAGAGAGGAAAGGAAUUCGAUAUUUUUUCAACGUUAAACGUUAUAUAGGGAUAUUUGGAGAUUCGUGGGAUUGGUGAGUCGAAUGAGACGCAUUCGAGUACAGUAAUUCGAUAAUAAUAGAAAAAUGAGCAAGUAAUAAUAAAAUAUCGAAAUUUUAGCGAUACAUUUUAUGUAUCACGUGUCUUAUAUACUAUGAUUGUAUAUAUAUCAACAAUUUGAAGCUUGUAAUUUUUAACGUUCUCUUCUUUUGCAACGUAAAUCAUCACGAAACGAUUACAGAACUUACAGGUUUAUAGCUCGAAGCGGUACACCACCAUUCGACUGCGGCGAUUUGUUCGCAAUUCUCAUGCUAGGAAACGCAAGUUCAUAUGGUUGUUCGCGAAUUAUUUGAAAGAAAAGGGAGAUAACUAAAGAGAGAUAUCGAAGAUCGAUGAAUCGUGUGGCGAUGAUGACUUCUCAAUCAUACAGGGUGCUUCUAAAAAUAAUCUAUAAGCUAGCGUUAUCGUUUUUUUGAGCUAUAGAGAAGAAAAUAUUCGAUAUAUUUUCUAACACGGAAGUGCGAUUAACCAAAGACCUUUUUGGUUUAUUCGAAUUGUAUUAUUUAUUAGCUUACCCGGAUAAUGAUUCCUCGAGAAACAACGACGUGUUCGCGGUGUUACUGAAACAUAGAAAUUACACAAAUUCCUCGUGAAUCAGUCACAGAAUGUAAAAGGCGAUAAUAGUGUCUCGAGAUCGAUGAUCGGCUAAUCGGGUUAAUUAACCGAACCGUUCAAUUGGUCAGUGAUAAUGUCGGCAAUCGUAACCGUUCGUUUAUACGAUUAUAAUGUUUAAUUAUUAACCGUAAAAUAGUGAUAAGCGCGCAUCACUAUCAGCCAAAUUGUUUCAACAGUAUUUUUACUCACACAGUAAUCUCUAUUUUACACGAUAUGGAAAUAAAUGAUCAGCUUGUGAUAGAUAACACGCGAAAAGCUUGUAUUUUUUUACAAUGCACCUAUGAUUUUUACACGGAUAGUACUAUCGACACGCGCGAGGAACAUUGUCAAACCUACCAAAUGAAUUACUUUCUUUUUUUUCCUUUGCUUUAUUAAACAAUUUUAAAGAUUUAUUCUGGAAUUCUGGAAUGGUACCUGCUUAUUGAAAAAAAAAAAAAAAAAAAAAAAAUUAGGAAGAGCGUAGUUUAGAAAAGAAGCAAAAUGAUGAUGUACUUUUUUUUAAAAAUUAUCGAAUUUUUUAUGUAUUUUAUAUAUUUAUGUGUAAUCGAUAUUAUUUGAUAGUGCCUUCUUAGAGAAUUAAAAGAUGUUGGGAAAUAUUACACUUAUAAGUACUAUGUGCUCCUUAGAAUGAAUUUUUUAAACUUAAUGCAAAUGUAUUAGGAAUUUUAUUAACUUUUCUCAUUAGGUAAUGCUAGUCAAAAGAUCGUAUUAUACCUAGUCAUUGAAACGUGCAAUGAAACAUAAACAAGCAUUUAAUUUUUCUAUCGUAACAUUGCUCGAAGCAGCUGCAGAAUGUAAUAAAAUUGCUUAAUGAAAAUUAAGAAACUAAAAUCUGAUAAAAAUUUUAAUGAAACUCUAAAUCGAAGGAACCAAUCGCGGAACUUUUAACAAUCUUGUUUCGAUAGAAAUUUCUAUCAUAAAAAAUGAAAUAUUCUAUCACCUUUGUACAUUGUAUAAAAUUAUCGUAACAUCGUUUUGAGCAGUGAAUACGUUGUAUGGAUUGCCAUAAGAAUAACAGAUUUAUAAUAUGAACGAUAGUACGAUCCGUGGGAUAAUGUGGAAGAUUCUUAUGCCAAAAUCCAUACACUCUCGUCCAAAAAGGAAUACCGUUGUAUCAUGCAUUUAUCAUAAGUAUCUUGAAAACAUCAAAUUUCACUUUAUAUCUUCCCAAAUUUUCGACACUGGCCUGUUCAAACGAAUUACAUGACAGAAUUCAGGCAUUUCUUUUAUUAUUUCAUCUUGUUAUUGAUUAAAAUAAUCUUACGUAAAAUAGUGGAAGUUCGAUUUCAUUUCAUUUUAUAUCAUUCUUGAUCAUAAAUACAUUUCAUAUACAGUAGUAGGUAACUCGUUUUUAAAAAUGUUUCGCUAAACUUCGUUCUUAAAUACUUUGGUUUUGUUGUAAAUAAAUAAACGCGAAACUUGUAUAGUAAAAGUUCACGAAACAAAUACCCGCCGUUUUACCAAUACCAAACUGAUCUUUUGUCACCCUGCGAAUCGAAGACAGCAACCAAAAGUUCUAUUUUAACUUCGUUGGACAGUUUCUGAUAUUGAAAAACGACUGCUGUUAUUCCAAGAGAAUGAUAGAAAUUACUUACAACCUUCGUGCUUCCACGUGCAAUAAUUACAUCGAUAACUGCCGUAAACAAUUUUCUCCUAUAAUAAGAAAUAUCCAAAAAGAUAAGGUACACAGCUCUCUGAAAAUGAAACCUACAUACACAUGAUGCACAUCAACCUAUUCAAACGCGGAUGGAAUUCACCUUAAUCUCGCUUUAUGUAAAUUAGAAUCGAAAUGAAACAGCGAAAACAAGAAAAUUCGAAUAAUAAUUUCUGCACUCUGUUAUCGCACAAAUGCACACAUACUUUUUAAUGCCGCACCAUGCAAUAUUACAAGAUAAUUAUAGUUCGUAAAACGCAUUCUACUCGAGAGUGAUUUUAUGAUCACAUAUGAAAAUAAUAUUUACAACAACUAAGGUAUUUAUAAAUCGUUCACGAGGCAAAUAUGGUAAAAUAAUAAUGGGACGAAACAAUUCGAGCGUCAUAACUUGUGUGUACACGUGUAAUUAUGACGGAACUUCAUCGAAGUGCUAAAGGAAGAUGGAAUAAUGUUCGAAUGAAGGAACACGAGAAAUGCGUCUGUGAACUAUUUAUUUUACUUUCGAAAAUUUUACUUCGUUUUUCUGCGUUAUUGUUAUCUACGCUUAACGAGUGUUCUUUACUUUCUUCGUCGUUUGUAUUUCUUUACAUUCGAUGCAGUGAAAUUAGAAAAUUUUACGAUAGCAUAAGAAUCAUUGGUUUUCAUGAAACUUUAUGUUUCGAGUGUAAAGACGAGCGAUUAAUUUCUAUAAAAUGAAGAGUAACACGCGAAUGAUGUCUUAUGAACCUCAUAAAGUGCAGUACCUCGAAAAAUUCGAUGGCCAUGGCUCGAGCUUAAUGUUUGUAUAAUAAUAGAGAAAUUCGUAUGUUCAGCAUGUCCGUUGGGAAUCCAAAUUCUCGACCAUCGUCGACGAAUGACAAAUUUAAAUGCGUUCUAUUUUAUAUACAAUUUAUAUAUACAUAUCUAUGUAAUAUACGCUGCGAGGGUUGUUUAAAUUUUUCUGGGAUUUUAUAAUUUUCUUAUGAAUAAAGACAUUUGAAGAAUAUUACAGGUAUUUUAUAUAAUUUUAUCAAGACAAAUAUCAGUAAAAAAUUUUGAGUUUCUCAAGUAUUUAUGCCAGAGAUUAUUCAAUAUUUAAAGUAAAUUACAACUUAUUCCAGUUUUUCCAAUCCUUAUAUCUCUGUCAAUAAUUUAAAGAUAUUUUGCCUAUUCUCUAUUCACCGUAACAUAAUCGUGAAUUCGUGAUAAAUAAACGUUAAACUUAAAGAUUUCUUAUAUAACAAAAGUCACACUUGUACACUUAUCAUAAUAAUUUUACUAGUGGAUAGAAGAAUGUUGAGAAAAUAUUAUAUAGUAAACUUUAAUAUUUCCAUGUAUGUGUAUGAUUUACAUAAAAUGGUAAUAUUACAAAGAUCAUUCAUCAAUGACUCAACCAAUCUGUUAUACAUGAAAGAAGAGAAAAAACUCCUGAAAUGUCAGAAAAAUAUAUCUAUGGUAAAAAAUCGAACCAAAUCAUCGAUUAUGUAACAAAUAAUUAUAUUCAUAACAAUGGAAAUCAUGCUGUAGAUAAAAUUCCAACAACCCUCGGCUAUACAUGAAUUGCAAUGUUUUUUUAUUACUUCUCUACUGUAAUAUAUAUUACAGCAUGAAGAAUGUUUGUAACGAAUGAACAUAUGUAGACAUAUCGUUGUUUUUUUACACUAACUUUACGUAAUGUACCGAUCAUAUAACAUUGUUAGAAUUGUUGUGACGAAUACGUCGGAUAUGAAGAAAUGAAAUAUAAUUAUUCGAAUUACAA
This is a messenger RNA of Bombus terrestris (buff-tailed bumblebee), 6337 nucleotides long. RefSeq names its product serum response factor homolog (gene bs). The transcript has 5 exons. Gene Ontology annotation, biological process: positive regulation of transcription by RNA polymerase II. The record is from RefSeq and is a predicted model, not a curated record. Bases 275 to 1411 code for a protein of 378 amino acids. Gene Ontology annotation, molecular function: DNA-binding transcription factor activity, RNA polymerase II-specific; protein dimerization activity; RNA polymerase II cis-regulatory region sequence-specific DNA binding. Lineage: Eukaryota; Metazoa; Arthropoda; Insecta; Hymenoptera; Apidae.